Molecule: messenger RNA, 3156 nt
Organism: Pocillopora verrucosa
Lineage: Eukaryota; Metazoa; Cnidaria; Anthozoa; Scleractinia; Pocilloporidae
Molecular function (GO): protein binding; ATP hydrolysis activity; ADP binding
Source: RefSeq, a predicted model, not a curated record
UACUAGAUGUGUCUGAUCGCUUUUAUGGAAGUUUUCAAAAGUUACGCUCGUUACUUGUCUCAACAGUGAUAGCAAAUGGCGUCCAUCUUAGGGCCAUCGGAGGAAAAAACUAACGGUACCAAGUUAGCGCGACUGCUAAUUGAUGGAGGUACACAAGCGCUCAGGAACGUUUUAGAGUCUCUCAUACAUCCGCCUUCAACACUGCAAAUUAUGUUAAACAACAACAAGGCGAUCCUCGCUAACUUAAAGAGCAGACGUAAAUUAUAUGAUAGCCAGUGGGAAAAGCUAUUUCCUCCAUCGGGUGCCCUACCAGACUCAAACACAUUUGAUAUUACUCUUCUACAUUUACUGCUUCGUGAAAUCUGUCCCGCUUUGAUUGAACCUGCCACAGGAUGGCACGAAAUGCCGGCAAAAACAGAUCACAGUCGUGAAGCGGAAAUCGUCCGGAUAAAAUGCUUGCGAAACAGCCUGUGUCAUAGCAUUUCCACCGGUGUUCCUAAUGGUGAGUUUGAAGACAAAUGGAACACAAUUUCUCAUUCUUUAGUAACCUUAGGGCUCGAUCAGCUGGAAAUAAGCCGCCAAAAAACCGAAGACAUCGAUCAUGGUACACAACGACGAGUGGAAGAAGAAGUGGAGAAAUGGAAACUUGAAAUCGAACCGAGAGUGCAGAUCUUAGAGCACGAGGUACAGCAGCUCAAAGAUGGGCGAAUUUCAAGUAAUAAACAGCCCAUUUCAGAGGUGGGUGAGUCUUUUGAGCUUCUCAAUUGUCUUCCAGAUGAGGUUCAAGAUGUGUUUGGCCGCUCGGAUGAAAUUCAACGAGCUGUAAAAUUUGUUCAAAGCGGAACAGUCUCCAUUGUUUCCUUAACCGGUGGACCAGGCUUCGGGAAGACCACUGUGGCCAACAAAGUGGCCCACGAGCUUGCCAGACGCGAAAACAGCCGAAGUGUGUUAUAUUGCUCACUAACAUUCCAAUCAUCACUAAACGAUAUAUUUACCAAAAUGAUUCUUACCUGCAGCAAAGGCCUUUCUCAGCCGCCAGAGCAUCCAAAACACUGGCUUCUGAACUGGAGCAAACAGCAAUCUAGGAAAGUCACAUUAAUUCUAGACAAUGCAGAUCGUGCCCUCGAGUCUGAAGAUCGAAACCAAUUUGUUGACAUGUUACGUGAAAUGAGGACCUUGUCAAGCCAAAGUCUAACUUUUAUUACUACAUCUAGAAAAAUAGUGGAUGCCCCCAGUCGUGAUUCAAACAUCAAAACCAUAAGAUUGAAUUCUCUCCCUUUGCAUGAGGCAACCAAGGUUCUUGUUUCAAAGGUUGGCGAUAAGGAAACGAGAGAGGAGCUCUCCCAAACGGAAAAAAUGAUCUCACUAUGUGGUUCUGUCCCUUUAGCCCUUUGCAUAGUUGGAUCUUUGCUUUCGGACUACAAAGAGGAAAAAUUAAUCGAAAUUUUCGAAAAGAAACCUCUAGAUGUUCUUCAGGACAACAAUUUGUCGGUUGAAAAGGCCAUUAAGGCAUCAUUCGAUCUCUUAAGUGAAGCAGAGCGACAGGCACUGGCAAUCAUGUCUGUAUUUCCAGGUUCAUUCGAUUCAGAUGCAGCUGAGGCUGUAAUUACAGCUGUAAUGGGUUCUGAAGUUCAGCCAGUUUUGAUUCUCCAAUCGCUCAGAAACAGGUCUCUCUUGGAGCAGCCAAGUUCACGUAGAUAUGAAAUUCAUCAGCUUAUCAGAAUGUUUCUAUCGAAAGAUAGUCACGUCAAGUAUUCACAGGCUGUUGCUCAAGGUGAACAAGAAGCCUGUGCCCACUUCAUUUGUCGACUUGCUUUCAAUGCCAAUAUGUACUGGAGCAAAGAUAAAUGUAAAGAAUCUGUUUUGGAAUUCAGCAAAGACAGACACAACUUCGAGUAUUUCUUGGAAAUUUACAUUCGUAAUGUAGAUCCUCUUCAGUGUUCCACAAGUAUAUUUUUUGAAGACUUUCCACAAAAGAGUAUGUAUUUAGAAAUGUGCCUUUUACCUAACUUCUACAUAAAAAUUUUGGAAAAACUCUGGAAGUACUUCCACUCAGUAAGUCACCAUGUUCACAUCGUUGAAGUUUUGUGCCUUCUCGGACAUGAAAAGAGAAAGGUGGGCAAACUAGCACAGUACAACUAUUUGAUGAAUCUUGCCAAGGGAGUUUACUUUACCAAUUACAAAGCUUUCAAAAGAAACGGUUUGUCGCAAGUAUAUUUUUUUAAUAGCUAUGCAUAUUUUCUUUCGGUACUAAGGCUGCCCAGUCGAUCGGAAAUGGUCUCCAAAGUCUAUGAAAUAGCUUUAAUUUUGUGCCGUAAAAACCUCAAAGAACAUCCAGAGACUGCAGCUACUUUGCAGUACAUUGGUCGGCAUAGCAAAAGUAGGAAACAUCUUCAGGAUGCAAUGGACAUGUCUACCCUGUGCCUCGGAGAACAUUCCAUGACAGCUCAGUGUCACAAAGCCAUCGCAGACUUCUACUUUGGACCUUCUUUCUACAGGAGGGAUAACACAGACAUGGAGAAAUGCUUUGAGCAUUAUGGAGCUGCACUGACUUUGAUGAGAAAUCUUGGUGUUGGUGACCACAAGGAAAGCAUUCUGACACUGAAAAACUAUGGAGUUUGCUGCAAAAACAAAGGAAAAUUUCAAGAAGCAAUAAGUGUUCUGACCAAAUCAAAACAAGUCGCUGAUAUUGAAUUGGAGGAGGACCACAGAUGGAAAGUGAUGAUUGAAACACAGCUGGCCCUCGUGUAUGACUGCACUGGAAAUGCAGAAAAAGCGGAAAAAAUCAUGAGGAAAGCUCUGAACAUGAAUCAACGCCUCAAACAGUCAAUCGAUAUGUUAGCAAAUAAAAGAGAGAUCCUGGAAUUCCUGAGGCGUCAUCCUCAGGUUUACCAAGAGCCUCUGAUGAGGUGGAAUUCCCGUAGUUAGGGUUAAAAAGUGUGUCAGCACAAUUAUCCUGUAGUUGUUCGUGAGGUCAAACCAAGGUUGUGCCUCUUUAGGCAAAGACCAUAACCUGAUACAAAUGAACUGUUCAAGUCUUUCAUUCGGUUUCUACUUCGCGUGAGUGAGAACUGUCUUCCUUUCGUUUAGUAUAGCUAAUUACCUGCUGCCGGUAAUUGCAGGUGUAAGUUUUAGAGAUCAGUCAAUAACACGGAU